Messenger RNA from Phycodurus eques (leafy seadragon), 3188 nucleotides. RefSeq names its product protein phosphatase targeting COQ7 a (gene pptc7a). The record is from RefSeq and is a predicted model, not a curated record. NCBI's taxonomy places the organism in Eukaryota, Metazoa, Chordata, Actinopteri, Syngnathiformes, Syngnathidae. Bases 325 to 1218 code for a protein of 297 amino acids. The transcript is spliced from 6 exons.
CGUGAAAGAAGUCACAAGACCGUGCGAGCGGCUCACGGCUCACGGCGUCUUCAAAGGCACUACUAGCACCAUGUCCGCCGCGGCGAGCGACAGGCAGCACUUCUGGGGCGGAAAGGUCAGCGCAGUCCUCUGAUUCGGUUCGCAUUUACGCCGCGGCAGGAGAGCGUCACGACCCCGGGCGCCCGUUAUCCGCGGAAAGCCUUGCGCUCGUCGGCGGCCUCUCGUCUCCAGCCAGCCGCCAUCGAAGCGAGCCAACAUUAGUGCGCUAACCUGGAAGCUAAGCUAGCGCCAGCGCUAGCUAGGGGGGUCGCUGCUUCGUGGGGGAUGUUGUCCGUGCUGUCGUACGGUAGACUGGUUGCCAGAGCUGUCAUCGGCGGACUCUCUCAGACAGACGGCCGCGACUACAGCCUGGUGACGGCGAGCUGCGGCUUCGGCAAGGAUUUCCGUAAAGGCAUCCUGAAGAAAGGAAUGUGCUACGGGGACGACGCGUGCUUCAUCGCCAGACACAGAUCUGCCGAUGUUUUGGGCGUGGCAGAUGGUGUAGGAGGCUGGCGGGACUACGGCGUGGACCCAUCCCAAUUUUCCGGCACUCUUAUGAAGACGUGCGAGCGCCUGGUGAAGGAGGGACGCUUCGUUCCUAGCAACCCUGUCGGAGUCUUGACCACCAGCUAUUACGAGCUGCUGCAGAACAAAGUGCCACUGCUGGGCAGUAGCACGGCCUGCAUUGUGGUGUUGGACCGCCAGAGUCACCGGCUGCACACGGCCAACUUGGGGGACUCGGGCUUCCUGGUGGUUCGCGGGGGGGAGGUGGUUCACCGUUCCGAUGAGCAGCAGCACUACUUCAACACGCCCUUCCAACUAUCUAUUGCUCCUCCUGAGGCCGAGGGGGCCGUCCUCAGUGACAGCCCAGACGCCGCUGACAGCUCUUCCUUUGACGUCCAGCUGGGUGACAUCAUCCUCACCGCCACCGAUGGUCUAUUUGACAACAUGCCAGAUUACAUGAUCCUGCAGGAGCUGAAGAAACUCAAGAACGCCAACUAUGAGAGCAUUCAGCAGACUGCCCGCAGUAUUGCAGAGCAGGCCCACGACCUGGCCUAUGACCCCAACUACAUGUCACCUUUUGCACAGUUUGCCUGUGACAACGGACUCAAUGUUCGAGGAGGGAAGCCAGAUGACAUCACAGUGCUUUUGUCCAUAGUAGCAGAAUACACCGACUAGGGUCAACAUUAGACUGCGACUGGGUGGACUGCUUUGACUCCUGCUGGACAGGAUGAAGAACUGACGAUGCUGUCAGAUGUUUUCUUUUUUCCCCUCCCAGCAUGCCACUGCUGUACUUUACCCCAAACCUCAGCUGACCAGGUGGAUGUAAAAACAGCAGGAGGCCCUUGUACCAGGGAUAAAAGCAGUCGGAUGAUUAAGUGUCUUCGAGUGUUUGGGCAGACAUGGACGUCGUGUUUUCUUAGACGAAGAAUUGUUGGGACUCUUGUAAAAUUUUGAGCAGCCUCGUGUUGGGCUGCCAAAAGGGAAGGAUACACUUCAUCAUGUCAAGAAAGGAGCUUGCACAGGAUGUGGUACUGUGGGUAAAUGAGUAAGUUUUUUUUUUAUUAUUAUUUUUUUUUACAGUGGUUAUUAGCAGACUUUGUAUGUAGAUGCAGAGAGCAUGAUAAUAUGUAGUCCUGGUAAAUGUUUGCAAAAAAAAAAAAUUCCUUGGGUCAGGUUGAAACAAUAUGGUUUUGUGAAGAAGCACUAGCCUUUUGCAUACGUAAUAUUUAAUACCAUGAUGCUCUGACAUACAUGUUAUAUUCCAUUGAUCAGAUGGCCUCCCUUUAAUCUCACUGCUGUUGCGAUUGUGGUGUGCGUUAGUAUGUGUGAGGAGAAAUUGUGACAAAUGUGUAUGAAAAGGAUGUGAACGCUGACAAUGCCACACUAGGCGAAAAUGAUGUGUUGGCUUUAAACGCACAAAGCUGAAGCAUAUGGGAAAGAGCAAGUGUAUUUUUCUACUUUGUUUAAGCAAUUAGUUGACUUUAAACAGACUCAAAACAUUACAAUUGGUAUUUCCUAUUUGUUCCUGAGGCACCAUAACUUCCUUUUUUUUUUUUUUUUUACAGGCGUUACAUAUUUUGUGUUGUGAAAUUACUGCACCUUUAUAGUCAAUAAUUUCAGUGUAGUGUGACAAUGAUGUGCCUUGUAUCAGAUGUUGAUACUGGCAAACAUAAUUCCUUAAAGCUCCGGCCGAUUAUGUCCUAGUUGGCUUGAGCAGUGAGGGCAAAGCGUCCAAUUGUGAGUAGCCGUGAGUUAAAAUGUCAUCUUGCCCCACUGUCUUCAAAAUGAAGUUUUACCGAAAUACGCUCUCCUGAAAUUAACUUGUCUCAAGCCAGUCAGAAGCUAUGAGGAAUAGUAAUAAAGCCAGAUAAGAUUACGGUUUACAAAAUUGCACUAAAGGGCUGUUUCCUUAUUAAAAUGACAUCGGAAGACAAAGGGGAGGCAGAUUAAAGUAAAGCAGCGAAUGCCACUUUUAAGCAUUAUAGCAUGUCUGAGGGCAAUCUUAAGUAGCCUUAACAACGUGACAAAGCAAUUAUCCCUCUUGGUUGGUACAGUUGCUGCAGACUGCAACAUUUGCUGCUUGCCGCCCAGAAGAACUUCAUCUUCCUCCUCCAGACAACCCAGAGCAUGUCUGAAUAUUUUGGGUGUACAUGUCAAUGCAGCUCUGCUAUACAAUAUUUAAAGAUGUUAGUAUUUAUUAUUCUCUUGUAAGAUAUGGCUGUGAUGUGAUUCAGUUGCAGGCCAACACACUAAGCUCCAAGAUUUCCUUUUACUGUUAAAUGAUUUGAGUUACAUAGGCAAUAAAUAGCCCAAGCAAAUGUAAUAAAAACAUCCUUUCAAGUAUCUGAGUGAACAAGGUGGUUUGAAGUGACAUAAAUCAAUAUUAGGGCUGUGAACAACAUGCUUGAAUAACAAGAAAUGCAUAUAGGGAGCACUUUUCAGUUUUGGUAGCUACAGUGUUGGGGGUCUUCUUCCAGACUCUUCAUCCUCCUCCACGUCUGUGUCACAAGCCAGAACAGUGGCAACAGGACUCCCGUCAUCCUGCUCUGACGACAAAGCCCGGAACAGCAGGUGGCAGACCUUUGGAAGCAAAAAAAGUGUGUUACUUAACACAGUAUAUAGCUAUUAAAAAAAACUAAACUCGA